AUGAUGCUUCAUGGAAUUGACUACCUCCACUCUGAGUGUCAUGUUAUUCAUACCGAUUUAAAACCCGACAAUAUAAUGAUCAAAGUUGAGGAUCCAUCUAUCUUGGAAGAAUCCGCCAGAGAGGAAUAUGAACAUCCUCUGCCACAGAAGAUGUGCCCAGAUGGCCGCACAAUGUAUCUCUCUCGAAAUGACUUUGGCAUCUCCGAAAAGACCACAGGGAUAAUCCAAAUCACAGACUUCGAUUUAUCUGUCCGUGGGAAUAGGCCAAACAGAGGGUAUAUCCAGGCGGAAAUAUAUCGUGCCCCAGAGGCUAUUCUGGAUGCAGGUUAUUCGUACAGUGCCGAUAUCUGGAGCUUAGGGGCUAUGUUAUGGGAUCUUCUUGAAGGCAAAAAGCUAUUCAAGGAGGUUGAUCCCCUCCAAGUUCAAGAAUAUGAUGAGCUCAACCAUCUUGGCCAUAUCUCUGCACUAUUAGGCCCUCCUCCAAAGGAACUUCUAGACAAAGGAACAAGGACCGAUCUGUUUUACAAAUCUGAUGGACAAUUCAAAGGCACAACUAUUGCACCAUCGAACUUCAACUUUGAAAAUUCAAUAUGCCAAAUCCACAACGAGGAUAAGAGGAUGUUCAUCGAGUUCGUACAAAGGAUGAUAAAAUGGUGCCCAUAA
Penicillium expansum is the source of this 663-nucleotide messenger RNA. RefSeq lists its product as uncharacterized. NCBI's taxonomy places the organism in Eukaryota, Fungi, Ascomycota, Eurotiomycetes, Eurotiales, Aspergillaceae. The transcript has 4 exons. The record is from RefSeq and is a predicted model, not a curated record. Gene Ontology annotation, biological process: spliceosomal complex assembly; protein phosphorylation; regulation of mRNA processing. Gene Ontology annotation, molecular function: protein kinase activity; ATP binding. Bases 1 to 663 code for a protein of 220 amino acids.